This is a messenger RNA of Armigeres subalbatus, 979 nucleotides long. RefSeq lists its product as uncharacterized. The transcript is spliced from 4 exons. The coding region runs from base 56 to 961 and encodes 301 amino acids. The record is from RefSeq and is a predicted model, not a curated record. Lineage: Eukaryota; Metazoa; Arthropoda; Insecta; Diptera; Culicidae.
GUUUAACGCAACAAAUGAUUCCGUGGUAUAUAGGCAGAAUGCCACUAACACUGAAAUGACGUUGUCGAGGGGAAAGAGGUUUUUGCUAUUCCCAAGAAAUGCUUUAUUACUUGUUACGAUUGCAGCAGCAAAAAUUCUUAUAUUUCGUUAUCCAGCGGCGUCUUAUGGUCUUAUAGAGUGGGAUUUGUUAUACCCUCUUCCAGAUUAUACAAACCGCAUUACGCAAUUCCAAUUCGGCGAAAUAUUUACAAAGCCAAAUGGGCCGGUGUUACUUCCUCCAACGCCUCCACAGCCAACAACGACAUCAGCACCACCCCCACCCGCAGUUCCACUGGAACAUUCCCACCAUGAACACCACCACGGGCAUGAAGUAUCGGAAAUGGAGCUACAAUCGUAUCUCAAAGAUCAUCCAGAAACGUGGGUACCUCCGGGAUACGGCAAAGAUAGAUCGGACUGGAUCGCACCGAACUCCUACAAUCCAUAUCAGAAACAUCGCAUUAGCCCUAUUAAUGAUUCAUACAAACGACGCAACCAGACGAAUUUCAAUCGCAUGGGGAGAGCUGCUGAUGGUUUAAGUGAUAACGAUUUUUUAGUAGAGGAAGAUACGCACAACAUCAGCCAACAUCGCGAUUGGGAAAGUUUUUAUCAUUACCGCGAAAGGCGAGAUUUGUAUCAUGCCAUGGAACAUGCUUUAGGGAAAAGCCACCGGUUGCAGAUAAAAACAUGCGUUUUGCGAGCCAUAUGUGAAGCACGAAAUCUACUCCGUCCAAAGAAAAAGUCCAUGAUUGUGGAAAUGGCCAGGCUUAUGUUCAGUGUUCCAUUAAAAGAUGACCUUCAAGAUGACUACAGUGAAGCGAUGAGACAUGACAAUUUGGAUUGUACAGCUGUUUAUGGCGACAAAUGCGCCGUGAGUAUUUUGUCGAUGCUUCUGUUCGGAAAGUUUGAACCUUCGUUCGAAUAAACUAAUAAAAAAAAUAUA